This is a messenger RNA of Doryrhamphus excisus (bluestripe pipefish), 4229 nucleotides long. The record is from RefSeq and is a predicted model, not a curated record. Lineage: Eukaryota; Metazoa; Chordata; Actinopteri; Syngnathiformes; Syngnathidae.
GCUUGUCUCUUGCACAUUCUGCGGCUUUUUCGGUUCAGUCCCUCCGUCGGGGGGAGAGACCCAGAGACCUUUGAAGGGGGGCGCCGUCCUGGUUUUUUUGCUUCCUCUCGGUUUUCCACUGCGACGACAAUGCACGACUAACAGAAGUACGUAUCUGACGGCUCUUAUUCAUGACACCCGUGAAGCAAUCACAGAGUUCAACAAAAUGGUGACCUUGUGGAUAUUUUACUUGUGUCUAAUCGGAGGAAGUCAGACAGAUAAAUCAAGUUCGGAUGGCCACAUCGCCGAAAAUGGAAUAUCAGAUUUUUGUCGCAUCGACGAGCCGCUGUGCAGGGAUGAGAAUGGCGCUCUCAGCUACGAGGCCAUCCGCAGCAUCCACAAGCAGAUGGACGACGAUAAAAACGGCAACGUGGACGAGGUGGAGACAGACGGGUUCCUGAGGGAGGAUCUGAACUACCACGACCCCAAGGCCAAGCACAACAGCUUCCAUGGCGAUGACCAGUUCAUCAGCGUGGAGGACCUGUGGAACACAUGGAAGGGCUCUGAAGUGUAUAACUGGACUGUGGACGAGGUGGUUGAGUGGCUCAUCACCUACGUGGAACUGCCUCAGUAUGUCGAGGCCUUCCGCAAGAUGAGCUUUAACGGGAGCACCAUGCCGAGGCUGGCGGUGAAGAACAACACUCUGACACACACGAUUCUCAAGAUUCUGGAUCGCAGCCACGUUCAAAAGUUGCAGCUCAAAGCUUUGGACACCGUGCUGUUCGGAGCGCCUCUCAUGAACAGACACAACCACUUGAAGGACUUCAUGCUGGUGGUGUCCAUCGUCAUCGGGAUGGGCGGCUGCUGGUUCGCCUACAUCCAGAACCGCUACUCCAAGGACCACAUGAAGAAGAUGAUGAAGGACCUGGAGGGCCUGCAGAGAGCCGAACAGAGUCUGCAUGAUCUACAACAAAAGCUUCAGAUCGCCCAGGAGGAACAUCGCUCAGUGGAGGUGGAGAAGGUCAACCUGGAGCAGAAGCUGCGGGAUGAGAUCAGCACAGCCAAGCAGGAAGCCCAACGACUGAGGGAUCUCCGAGAAGGCACGGAGAAUGAACUCAGUCGCCAAAAGUACGCAGAAGAGGAGCUUGAGCAGGUGCGCAUGGCUCUGAAGAAAGCCGAGAAGGAACUGGAGUCGCGGAGUAGCUGGUCCCCUCCGGAGGCUCUCCAGAAGUGGCUUCAACUCACACAUGAGGUUGAGGUUCAGUACUACAACAUCAAGAAGCAGAACGCAGAACGCCAGCUCCUGGUGGCUAAAGAGGGGGCUGAGAAGAUCAAGAAAAAGAGGAACACCCUGUUUGGGACGUUCCAUGUGGCGCACAGCUCCUCCCUGGAUGAUGUGGACCACAAAAUUCUGGCAGCAAAACAAGCGCUGGGCGAAGUCACGGCCGCCCUUCGAGAGAGGCUCCACCGCUGGCAGCAGAUCGAGAUCCUCACUGGUCUCGCGGUCGUCAGCAACCCGGGCCUACCGUCGCUGGCGUCGGCUCUCAACCUGGACCCCAGUUUCGUUGGGGGUCGAGCCGCCACGCCGCAGCACUUCAUCGUGACCGACGACAUGGACGACUUAGACGAGGACAUCAUGCCCGCGACUCUGCCAUACGGCACCCGGCUGUCGGAACGCCGAGCCAGCGACCUGUGGUCCGUGGGCUCGGACUGUCAGCCUGUGUGGAACUAUCUCGCUCCCAGUAUGAUGUCCCUGCGCCAACGCCACAUUGACCCCCACCUGGCUAUGAGCUCACAGAGGUUGGUAGAGGGUCCCUUGCCAGAGGGCCAGCACGGGGAGGGAAGCUCGCACCCACCAAGGGACCUAAACCGUUCGGAUUCGGACUCAUCACUUUCCCUCUCCCAAAUGGGCGACCGCCUGUCUGCCUUCAGUUCCAAGGCCCACCUGAUCAAGCCCUCCUCGCUCCUCCACGGCCUGCCGCUCCACGAAACCACCUCGCUUCACGCGUACACCCCAAACGGCGGCAACCGCGUCCACGAGGGCGGCGAGCACCUCCCGGACAGCCCCAUCCUCAUGAGGAGGGCGUACGGCACGGAGGUUUCGCCUGGCUUCGGCGAGCUCAACAGCCCCGCCGAGUCGUCCCGUUCCCUCAGCCCCAAUUCCACCGAACCGGAAACCCCGUCGCCGACUGGAGGAGUCGGUCAAGCGGGGUCAAAGGGCAACAGCCGUAUCCCGCAGCUGUCCUCCAAGAAGAGUCCAAUGGAAGAGGACAGCGCCUCCACGGGGGAGGACACGGAUUCCACAGCCAGCCGCAAGAAACACACCUUCAAGAUCUUCAAGAAGCAGAAGAAAUAAGGGCUACAAUGCGGGACCUUUUUUUUUUUCUUCUUCUUUGGGGUCUUUAAUUUUAAUUUCCUUUCAAUAUUUGUGAGGUUUAAAACCUUCCGGACUGUGGGAGCAACCUUCCUCUCUGCUUAUAUGGGGGGGGGCGUUUGUACAAUGCAAUGUAAAGAAUGUAUUUAUUCUGCAGUAAAUCGUGCCAGUCUCUAAGGGAAAAAACUCCUUUCUCGUUUAUCGCUUUGCAUGUCUUGGCUUUUUGUUUGAACGGAACGCCGACAUCUGAUCAGCUUUCUUUCUUUUCCGACGACUGAACUGCAAAACGAUCCCUAUUCUGACACUUGUCAGUGUUUGUCCGGGAGAGCAAAGGGCUCCUUUUUAGUUGUUUGCGGUUUUUUGUCACUAAAAGAGCCAGCGAUGUUACACGGUAGCCAUGAAACUUCUUGUUCUGUUUUUGUUGUUGUGAGCGGGAGGGAAUACAGUAAACCUCGGAUAUAUCGGAUUCAAUUGUUCCCACUGGUUUUGUCCGAUAUAAGCGAAAUCCGGAAAAUGUCCGUUUUACGCAUAUAUCGGAUUUUAUCCGUUAUAAAAAGGCACUUCCUUGACUAUGUUUCCAAUGUACAUGGACGCGCAGGCAACGCUGCAAAUGACGUCGUAUAGCGGCCUGUCACGAUUCGGCGAAUCGGAGCGCCACGAUGCGGCCAUCCGAGGGAAAUUUAAUGGAAAUGCAUUGGAACGGGACUGGAGAUUUUGUCCGAAAUAGGCGAAAUCCGUUAUAAAAAAAAUCCGAUAUAUGCAAUGAAUUUUUAUUGGAAAUGCAUUACAGAAAAAUCGGUUCUUUUUUAUUUUUAUCUGUCCGUUGUGAGCGAAUUUCCGAUAUAUCCGAGUCCGAUAUAUCCGAGGUUUACUGUAUAAUAUAAUAAUACAACAUCAAGGGUGUCCAAACAUUGUCCACUGAGGGCAGAGCUAUAAAAAAAGAUGAAUGUGGGUGACCAAUAAUAUCAUUAUUGUUAUUAAUUAAUUUUUACUUUGCAAAAAAAAAAUAGUAAUAAUGGACAGCAAGACAUCAUUGCUUCAAAAGUUUGCAACAAUUGGUUGUUGAUAAAAAUCCGUUAUAAAAAAAAUCCGAUAUAUGCAAUGAAUUUUUAUUGGAAAUGCAUUACAGAAAAAUCGCUUCUUUUUUAUCUGUCCGUUGUGAGCGAAUUUCCGAUAUAUCCGAGGUUUACUGUACUUUGUGAAUUCAACACCUAUUUAUUUGAAUCUGGUGUCUUGUUUUUUUUUUUGUUUUUUUUUUUGUGACGACUAUCCUCUUCCCGGAUGACUAGGAUCCUAUUGUGGUACAAUAUCUUAAAAGUAUGUAUUAACGGGUGCUGGAAAAGGGCUAAAGCAUAACUCAGCAGUUUGAUACCGAGCCACUUGUAGUGAAAGAUUAGAGGAAGACCGAUUUAUCCUAUCAAAGUGCCAAAAUCCGGCAAAGUCUUUUUGUCUAGUAUGUUUACAUUGGUCGCAGAGCCUCACAUUGACUAUGCAUUUGUAGUUGUAGGUAUUAAGAACCAAACCAAAAAAAAAAACAAAAAUAAAGUUUGCUUCUCCCAAAUGUAGAAGCUUUUAAAAGCAGCUACUUUUACUACUGAAAAAGGAGUCGUUUGUAUGUGUUUUUGCACGACGAGCUAUAAAGGAAACCAUGUUGUUUGCACUGUGCUGUUGAUGCAUGCAAAGUGCUGUAACUACACCACCCAAUGGGAACCGCUCCAGCAUUGACCUUAAACCUUUUUUUUCAGCUUCUAUUUAUGAAUCCAAACCGUAUAUUUGUACAGGGGGUGGGGGAGAAAAAGAGAUAACUUUUGCAUCUUCUGUCAUGUCUUUUAUGGCACUCUUGCAUGAAAGCAAUAAAGUAUUUUAAAUGAACGUA